UGGCUGCCUAUAAAUAAGUAUUAUGCUCUUGAUCUUCUUCCCCACCCACCAUAAAAAAAUCGAAAUCUAAUGAAAAUGAUUUUGAACACAUUUCUGGUUUUCUCCCUAUUCCUAAUGGUGGUUGUAGUAGACGGGCAGGGUGGUGCCCGUGUCGGUUUCUAUUCAAGGUCCUGCCCAAGUGCUGAAACCAUAAUCCGGUCGACUGUGAGAUCCCAUUUUCAGUCUAACCCAUUAAUUGCACCCGGUUUGCUUAGGAUACAUUUCCACGACUGCUUUGUCCGUGGCUGUGACGCAUCCAUACUGAUUCAAGGAACAUCCACUGAACUAACCACACCUCCCAAUUCUAACUUGAGAGGCUUCGAAGUUAUAGACGAUGCUAAAACACAGCUUGAAGCUAUCUGUCCAGGAAUUGUCUCUUGCGCAGACAUUCUCACUUUAGCUACUCGCGAUGCUGUUGUCAUGACGGGAGGACUGAGAUGGGAGGUGCCGACUGGAAGAAGAGAUGGGACAGUUUCCUUAGCGUCUGAGACCGCCAACUUGCCUGGUUUCAGGGAUCCCGUAGCAGUGCAGGCCAAGCAGUUUUCUGAUUUGGGUCUCAACCUUCAAGAUCUCGUCGCCUUAGCUGGAGGGCACACGAUAGGGACAGCUUCAUGUGUUGUAUUCAGCUACAGACUCUACAACUUCAACUCAACCGGAGGACCAGACCCAUCAAUCAACCCGAGCUUCCUUCCUAGUCUUAGAACCAUGUGUCCCCAGAAUGGAAACGGCCAAGUCAGAGUGGGCCUUGACAACGGAAGCCCCGCCAAUUUCGACACCUCCUAUUUCAUGAACUUGAGAAACAAUCGCGGAGUUCUUGAGUCCGACCAAUUUCUUUGGACUGAUCCAAGUACCAGACCCAUCGUUCAAGGAUUCCUCGGUACCAAAGGUGUUAGACCCUUGAGAUUUGGUCUUGAGUUUGGAAGAUCAAUGGUUAAGAUGGGCAACAUUCAACUCAAGACCGGGACUCAAGGCGAGAUUCGUAAAGUAUGCUCUAGAAUUAAUUAAUCAAUCAAGAACAACAUGUCUUGCUUUAUUAUAUAUAUAGUUUGUACUACUAGAAUAAAAUUAUCAUGCAUAAAUGAACAUGGAUAUGAUGAUUCUCUUAACAAC
This is a messenger RNA of Impatiens glandulifera, 1149 nucleotides long. RefSeq names its product peroxidase N1-like. The record is from RefSeq and is a predicted model, not a curated record. The coding region runs from base 70 to 1044 and encodes 324 amino acids. The transcript is spliced from 2 exons. Gene Ontology annotation, cellular component: plant-type cell wall; plasmodesma. NCBI's taxonomy places the organism in Eukaryota, Viridiplantae, Streptophyta, Magnoliopsida, Ericales, Balsaminaceae. Gene Ontology annotation, biological process: hydrogen peroxide catabolic process; response to oxidative stress. Gene Ontology annotation, molecular function: heme binding; peroxidase activity.